UGGUGGAAAUCUACUGUUGCCAGGUAGGUGUGGGGCAAUUCCGUCAUUCCAAUUUUCGUACCCUGUUAUAAAAUCGAAGAACCAGAACCCUAAUACGCCUCACGCAAGACAGAUCUACGGAAUUCGGCCGAAGCUCUUUGAAAUCUCUCUCAAGAUGCAGAUCUUUGUGAAAACUCUCACUGGGAAGACCAUCACCCUUGAGGUGGAAAGUUCUGACACGAUUGACAAUGUUAAGGCGAAAAUCCAAGACAAGGAGGGGAUCCCGCCUGAUCAGCAGAGGCUUAUCUUUGCUGGUAAGCAACUUGAGGAUGGCCGCACUCUCGCGGACUACAACAUUCAGAAGGAAUCGACCCUUCACUUGGUUCUUCGAUUGAGGGGUGGAAUGCAAAUCUUCGUCAAGACCCUUACUGGAAAGACAAUUACCUUGGAGGUGGAGAGUUCUGACACCAUUGACAAUGUUAAGGCUAAAAUCCAAGACAAGGAGGGGAUCCCACCUGAUCAGCAGAGGCUUAUAUUUGCUGGUAAGCAACUUGAGGAUGGCCGCACUCUUGCGGACUAUAACAUUCAGAAGGAAUCGACCCUCCACUUGGUUCUCCGAUUGAGGGGUGGGAUGCAAAUCUUUGUCAAAACACUCACUGGAAAGACGAUCACCUUGGAGGUGGAGAGUUCUGACACCAUCGACAAUGUCAAGGCCAAAAUCCAGGACAAGGAGGGCAUUCCCCCAGACCAGCAGAGGCUGAUCUUUGCUGGCAAGCAGCUUGAAGACGGGAGGACCUUGGCUGACUACAAUAUCCAGAAGGAGUCUACCCUCCAUUUGGUGCUUCGCCUUCGCGGUGGGAUGCAAAUAUUUGUGAAGACCCUCACAGGGAAGACUAUCACAUUAGAGGUUGAAAGUUCUGAUACCAUUGAUAAUGUGAAGGCCAAGAUCCAAGAUAAAGAGGGCAUUCCUCCUGAUCAACAGAGGCUUAUCUUUGCUGGAAAGCAGCUUGAGGAUGGCCGCACACUUGCUGAUUACAAUAUCCAGAAGGAGUCAACCCUUCACUUGGUGCUUCGUCUCCGUGGUGGCAUGCAAGUCUUCGUGAAGACACUCACAGGAAAGACCAUCACUUUGGAGGUUGAGAGCUCAGACACUAUUGACAAUGUGAAGGCCAAGAUCCAAGACAAGGAGGGGAUCCCACCAGAUCAGCAGAGGCUUAUCUUUGCUGGGAAGCAGUUGGAGGAUGGCCGUACUCUUGCUGACUAUAACAUUCAGAAAGAGUCGACUCUACACUUAGUGCUGCGUCUUCGUGGUGGAAUGCAAAUUUUCGUGAAGACACUCACUGGAAAGACCAUCACUCUUGAGGUUGAGAGCUCUGAUACCAUUGACAAUGUGAAGGCUAAGAUCCAAGACAAGGAAGGGAUUCCUCCAGACCAGCAGAGGCUGAUAUUUGCUGGCAAGCAGCUGGAGGAUGGGCGCACUCUUGCAGAUUAUAACAUCCAGAAAGAAUCUACCUUGCAUCUUGUCCUCCGUCUCCGCGGCGGUUGUUAAGAUGUGAUUGGGUCUUCAGUUAAGUGCUCAAGGGUCUGUCUUGUGUCGCCAUUGCUUGCUUAAUGGCUUUGAAUAAAUAGUUGCUUUGAACUUUUUUCUGUGGGUCUUUGGUUUAUAAUUGUGGUACUUUGUUUGGUUUGUUUAUUGUGGUACUUUCUCUAAGGUGUUUGUUGUUGAAAUGACUGGCUUAAGGUCAUUUUAUAACUAGUUAAAUAAGAGCACUUCAUGUUUCUUUUGAACCG
Molecule: messenger RNA, 1770 nt
Organism: Tripterygium wilfordii
Lineage: Eukaryota; Viridiplantae; Streptophyta; Magnoliopsida; Celastrales; Celastraceae
Product: polyubiquitin
Exons: 2
Coding region: 155-1528 (457 amino acids)
Biological process (GO): protein ubiquitination; modification-dependent protein catabolic process
Cellular component (GO): cytoplasm; nucleus
Molecular function (GO): protein tag activity; ubiquitin protein ligase binding
Source: RefSeq, a predicted model, not a curated record